CAGAAUCGCGUGCGCUCUCCUUGACAUAAAUCAUUCAGUUUGUAUUUAUAACAGUAAAAAAUAUGCCCAUAAACACUCGUAUAUGUGCUAUAUGUUUUAUAUAGAGUAGGCGUCCAGCCUUUGUUCAUCACAGAAAUGAUCACACUACAAUCUCGAGUUCGGAAUGCGGUCGACACGCAAACUAAAUGCGCUCGGCUUCAUAUACUAUGGCAGAUGUUGCAACAACAAUCAGGCAUCGCCGAACAAGUGCCUUGGCCACGUUUGGUUUGCGGUCGUGGCUCUCUAGUACGCCGUGAACGCGCUAAUUGGGACAACAUAGGUCGUAUUUUAAUGAAAGAGAAGUCGUUUGAGAACGCAUUUAGAAUGAGCUGUUCAAAGCUUAUAUUCUUAGCACAAGAAAUAAAUGAACCAUGUAGACGUAAUAAGAAAAUGAGAAUGUUACGAGGAGGCGAAAUAGAUGUAGAGAUACAGUUGGCCAUAUUUCUACGUAUGGCAGCGAGUGGAAGGUAUCAAGACAUAAAAAGUAUAUCAAGUGCGAGUGUCUAUGCGUGUUUCUGGCGAGUGGUAGAUGCAAUUGAUGGGCUUGACUGGAUGAAAUUUUGAUUUCCCUCAACUGAAGAAGAAAUAGUUCAAAUAUCAAGGAUUUGGAAACCAUUCAACACAUGGAGUGAUGAAUCGGUGUGUAGGUGCCGCUGAAGGAUUAUUUGUUCGUGUACUGUUUCCUACACUUAAAAUAAUGUUCCUAUAGACGAUGUUUGUAUUCAGGCCAUAAGACAGGGUAUGGCCUGAAUGCACAAGCGAUUUGUGAUUCAAACUACAAAUUCUUAGUUCAAUGCACGAUAGGUGUGCAUGGGAAUAUUCUAAAUUUAUGAAACUUAUAGCUCUUCUCCCUCCUGGUUAUUACGUAGUCGGUGACGCAGCAUAUAGAAAUAUAGACACAAUGCUCGCACCUUCUCCUGGUACACGUGACAAAAUGGGGGAUGCUUGGGAUGCUUAUAAAUUUUUUUCAGUCGCAAACCCGAAUGCAUAUUGAGCAAGCACUCGGGAUACCUGUACGAAAAUGGGGACUACUUCGGUCGCCUAUGAGACUUCAUUUUUUAGAAGUGCCGAAGGUAGUUCUUGUUCUAGCUAAACGUCAUAAUUAUUGUCUAAAUGGCGCAGGGUACAAGCGUGUACACAGUCUAAAGCCACCUGUCCAACUGUCGAUAAAAAUAGUAGACUUGGCUCCCAAUUCCGUCACCCCAAUAGAAAAAUUUGACCUGUAUCUCAUCGUGGACGUACGGAACGAGAAAACAUAAAGGACUUUAUCGAAGCCUAAGGAUAUAUGAGAACCGAGACAAAUAUUAUUAGGAGUAAAAAUCGUGCAA
This is a messenger RNA of Sphaeroforma arctica JP610, 1367 nucleotides long. RefSeq lists its product as hypothetical. The transcript has a single exon. Bases 136 to 603 code for a protein of 155 amino acids. The record is from RefSeq and is a predicted model, not a curated record. NCBI's taxonomy places the organism in Eukaryota, Ichthyosporea, Ichthyophonida.